CUGAGCGGUUGUUUGGGCUGUGUGUAAUUUGGGCUUUAGUUAAUGGGCCGGAGCUUAGAAAACGUUGUCGUUUUGUGCGUCUCCCUGUCGGAGCUGUUGGCUGUUCCGACGGGCGUUCGUCGUGACGUUCAAUGAAUCUGUAAAUCCUGUGAUCGAUGAAAAGUGAAGAGAUUCGUCGCCAUGGCACGUGAUGUGUUGUUUAUGGAUAAUUAUUGCAUAUCUGGAGGAGUUUCUACCCUAAUUGUUGUUGAUUUUGGUUUUGCAAACUGAAUAGUUAGUGUGUUCGCCGGCGAAGGAGAGGAAUCGGUUUUCAAAUAUGGCGAUCGUCUCGAUUGGUGCAAUUGAAGGAGAAAUCAGUCUCGGCUCUCAGGAUCACUGGUUAAUUCUGCCUACAUUUCCAAUUUAUCUCAGAGUAGAAAGAAAGCUAUGAACACUAUAGAUUCUUGUUGGAGAGGUAACUCGAAUUGGGCGAAUGAUCGUCGUGCUCUUGCUGAUUGUGCUGUAGGAUUCGGGAGUGAUGCCGUUGGGGGGAAAUACGGCGCAAUCUACGUGGUGACGGAUGCAUCCGACAAUCCACAGAAUCCGAAGCCGGGGACACUGAGGUACGGCGCGAUCCAAGAGAAGCCUCUGUGGAUUGUUUUCGGGAGGAGUAUGGUUAUUAAGCUCAAGAACGAGCUGAUGAUGAACAGCUACAAGACGAUAGAUGGGAGAGGGGCCGUAGUGGACAUUGCAUACGGGCCGUGUAUAACUAUACAGGACGUUAGCCAUGUGAUCAUACACGGGAUUCGCAUCCACGACUGUAAGCCCGGAAGCUCCGGCAUUGUGCGCAACAGUCCGACUCAUUCGGGGCAUCGCCGUGGCGCUGAUGGCGAUGCUAUCGAUAUCUUCGCCUCUUCCAAUAUCUGGAUCGAUCAUUGCUAUCUUGCUCGUUGCACGGAUGGGCUUAUCGACGUGAUCCAUUCUUCUACAGCCAUAACCAUUUCCAACAACUUCUUCUCCGACCACGACAAAGUUAUGCUGUUUGGGCACGACGAUAACAAUCUGGAGGACAAGAACAUCAAAGUGACAGUAGUCUUCAACCAUUUCGGCCCCGGAUUAGUUCAAAGAAUGCCGAGGGUAAGGUUAGGUUACGCGCACGUGGCUAACAAUCGAUACGAGCAAUGGGAAAUGUAUGCAAUUGGUGGAAGCGCGAAUCCAACGAUCUUCAGCGAAGGAAACUACUUUAUGGCUCCGAAUCGUCCCGACAUAAAACAGGUAACCAAGAGAGAGGUGAAGAAGGGGUGGAAGAACUGGAAAUGGAGAUCAUCCAGGGAUAGAUUCAUCAACGGCGCUUAUUUUGUCCAAUCCGGAUACGGAAACUGCGCGCCGGACUACACCAAGACUCAGUCGUUUAAGGUUGCCGAUGGAAUGAAGGUCCCGGCAUUGACGUCUGAUGCCGGCCCUCUUAACUGUAGGGCUAAUAGAGCUUGUUGAUAGGUUGUAAGUAUAUAAUCUUCGAUCGCGAUUAUUCCAUCGGUAGGACUUCUUUCUUCUUGCAUUGUUGUCCUGAGCAUUGAUGGAAUGGAGAUAUACUGUAACAUAACAUCUUCCUUAAAAUCAUCACAUUAAUACGUAAAUAUUUUAACGAGCCGAAUUGAACCAAACCGAGA
Molecule: messenger RNA, 1649 nt
Organism: Andrographis paniculata
Lineage: Eukaryota; Viridiplantae; Streptophyta; Magnoliopsida; Lamiales; Acanthaceae
Product: putative pectate lyase 2
Exons: 5
Coding region: 427-1473 (348 amino acids)
Molecular function (GO): pectate lyase activity
Source: RefSeq, a predicted model, not a curated record